Molecule: messenger RNA, 1232 nt
Organism: Cloeon dipterum
Lineage: Eukaryota; Metazoa; Arthropoda; Insecta; Ephemeroptera; Baetidae
Gene: Sgf29
Product: SAGA-associated factor 29
Exons: 6
Coding region: 235-1098 (287 amino acids)
Cellular component (GO): SAGA complex
Source: RefSeq, a predicted model, not a curated record
UUAAUCUGUACGUAAUUUUCUAGAUUUAUUCGUACAGAAAAUUGAGCAACAUCAUUUCAGUCAUUUCUAGUUCUACAAAUCAAAACAAGCUGAAUAUAGUAAUGAAAUGAAAUUAGACGUCCAGAAACACCUAUUUCGAUUUGUUCUAUUUACUUUUGUUGUAACCGCCUGGGCAUUUGUUAUCACUGCAACCAGUCAUUUGGCAAGAAAAACGUUCUCGGUGACUAGCUCAAAAUGACGUUGACUGCAGAAAUGGCUGCAGCCCAGAUCCAAGAGAGACUCAAGUCUCUCUACCAUCUAGUAAAAGACAUCCAGGGCAGCAGAGAAAAGAGUGAACUUAACCUAACCAGCAUUACCAAGGCCCAAGAGAAAGCUGCCAGCGAUUCAAAAGUCUCAGCAAGCCAUCAGCAAAAGCUACGGGGGCUCUAUGUUUCUGCAGCUGCUGACGCGGAGCAAGAGGAAAGCCUUUUGAGAGAAGCCCUUUCCAAGAUAUACGAAAUUCGGUCCAUUCGAAAUGACAGGCGAAUACAGGCUAGAAAUGCUGGCAACAAGGAAACCAUCCGAAGAGGGGCUCUGAUGAAAAUGCUGCAAAUAUCUGCCCAGACUUUGCCCCUGUGGGUAGGGAAACCUGGAGAAAAGCCGCCACCUCUGUGUGGUUGCACGCCCCCAGAACAAAACCACGUUUCAAAGGCAGGUGACAUGGUUGCCGCCCUUGUAAAGGGUCCUGAGGGCGACGAAAAUUGGAUCUUGGCUGAGGUUGUGAGCUACAACACCUCUGGAAAAUACGAGGUUGAUGACAUUGAUGAAGAGCAGAAAGACAGACACGUCCUCAGCAAACGGAGGGUCAUGCCUCUGCCCCUGAUGCGGGCCAACCCGGACACGGAUCCAAACUGCCUCUUUCCCAAAUCAUCCAUUGUCAUGGCUCUCUACCCUCAAACAACGUGCUUUUACAAAGCCAUCAUAAACAGACUCCCUGUAUCCUCGAUGGAUGAAUACGAAGUACUCUUUGAGGACGCGACUUACCCUGAUGGUUACUCUCCUCCUUUAACAGUGGCUCAGCGAUACGUCAUUGCUGCAAAGGAGAAGAAAGGCAAAUAGAUGUGUUUGCUAAAUUUUGUGCAUUUCAGCCAUUAUGUAUUUUUCAUUUCCACCCAUUGAUGAGUGUGUGUUUCAAGCACAUUUAGGAAAUAAAUAUUUGAUAUCCUCACAGUAAGGUUUCUUAGUUAUGAGCA